Messenger RNA from Camellia sinensis, 1164 nucleotides. The record is from RefSeq and is a predicted model, not a curated record. NCBI's taxonomy places the organism in Eukaryota, Viridiplantae, Streptophyta, Magnoliopsida, Ericales, Theaceae.
AUGGCUGGAUUAAUCAUAUUUUUGUUCUGCUCAUUUGUUUUCAGUGUGUGUUUAGCUCAAAAUGUUGCCCAAACUUCUGUUGAGGCAGCUGGAUCUUCUUCCUUACCUCCAUCAUUUGGUCCCAUGUUCUACCUCAAUUCAAGUUUUCCCUCAAUUUGCUACACCAAUGAUUCUAAUGGUAGGAGUCUCGUCAGUGAAGACAGCUCAACAACUAUGAGAGCAAUCUUCUCAAGAAGGGGAAGUGUUGAGUUUGUUUGUGGAUUCUACUGCUUCGGCAGUUGCACCUAUUACUUGUUCUUAGUUGCCAUUGUUGGUGGAGGCAAUCAUAGUGUAGUUUGGUUAGCAAAUGUAGGCCAUCCUGUGAAAGAAGGUGUGACGCUACAACUCACAGUAGAUGGAGAAUUAUUACUGCAAAAUUCAGAUGGAGACCACAUGUGGUCAACCAAUACAUUAGGCAAGUUUGUGGUGGGAAUGAACAUGACCGAAUGGGGAAAUUUGGUUAUAUUCAACAACAAAGGAGCAAUUGUUUGGCAAUCUUUGGAUUACCCCACAAACACAUUGCUUGUUGGGAGGUAUGCAGAGCUUCAACAAGGAAGUUUCCUUGUGAAUUUUGCUACAUCUCAAUCAACGUUUAAAAUAAUUCCCAUCAAUUUUCCCUCCACUGUUAGCACUGCAUAUAGAAAAUUAGGUAGUGAUGGGCAUUUGAAGAUAUUCUGUCACAGUAAUGCCGAUGGGUUGAGGGAGAUUGUUGAUAUGAUUACCCAUGAUUUAGGUGAAUGUCAACAUCCUCACACUGUGGUGAAUAUGGCUUAUGCAGAAAAAACCAGUGUAGUUGUCCCGUAUAACAAUAAUGUUUCAAAUGGGUAUUGUUAUAUCCCAUCCAUGGUAUUGACAAUUAGAGAAGGGCAAGUCCCAAACCACAGUUUCAUAUCUGCAACAUUUGUCAAGGUCCAAAUUCUCUAUAAGGCAGAAAACGAACAAGUAGAAGGCACUGUGCCUAACACCUGCUCAGAGAACGAGGAGGAUUGUAUGAAGCAAGUUCCAGGAAGUCUAGUGAGGUUUUCAUAUGAACAGCUAUGUGUUGCAUCAGAAGAUUUUAAGGAGAGAUUGGGAGGUGGAGCAUUUGGAACUAUGUUCAAUGGGAUGUUGGAAGAUGACAGUUAG